UAAUUAAGUAAUGGUAGAAGUAAGACACAACCGUCAACCUUUCCCUGUUAGAUGGCUGUUGGGCAACAAGGGAAACGAAGUUACAAAAAACCUUAAACGCGAAAGAGAGAGAGUGGGGGAGAAAAGAUGUCUUACCUGCUACCGCACCUGUACUCAGGGUGGGCCGUCGAUCAAGCCAUCCUCGCCGAGGAAGAACGUGUUGUCAUCCUCCGUUUCGGCCAUGAUUGGGACGACACCUGCAUGCAGGAAUUCUUGCGGAUGCAGAAUUGCUAAAAGAAGAGAACACUCAAGUAAGGGUGUAGGGUAAACCAUUCUAUUGGAGAGGAUCCCAACGCUGCGUUUUGAUAGGUUUUAUGAGUAAUUUUAGUUAGCAAUAUGCUCGAUGGCGCCGACUUUGCGUGUCGUCAACGCAUUGGUCUUAACUCUACCGACAUU
Molecule: messenger RNA, 435 nt
Organism: Theobroma umbraticum
Lineage: Eukaryota; Viridiplantae; Streptophyta; Magnoliopsida; Malvales; Malvaceae
Source: RefSeq, a predicted model, not a curated record